AUGCCCGGCUGGCCCUGGGGGCUGCUGCUGACCGCGGGCACGCUUUCCACCGCGCUGAGCCUGGGGCCGCCAGCGCCCGCCGACCCCUGCCAUGACGACGGGGGUGCGCCCCGCGGCUGCGUGCCCGGCCUGGUGAACGCCGCCUUGGGCCGCGAGGUUCUGGCGUCCAGCACGUGCGGGCGGCCGGCCACGCGGGCCUGUGAUGCCUCGGACCCGAGGCGGGCACACCCGGCCGCCCUCCUGACCUCGGCGGGGAGCACCACAAGCCCUGUGUGCUGGCGUUCGGAUUCACUCACGCAGGUGCCCCACAAUGUGACUCUCACAGUGCCUCUGGGCAAGGCUUUCGAGCUGGUGUUCGUGAGCUUGCGCUUCUGCUCUGCGCCCCCGGCCUCGGUGGCCCUGCUCAAGUCACAGGACCAUGGCCGUAGCUGGGCCCCACUGGGCUUCUUCUCCUCCCGCUGUGGCCUGGACUAUGGCCGCCUACCUGCCUCUGCGGACAGCCCACCUGGCCCAGGGCCUGAAGCUCUGUGCUUCCCUGAGCCCCAGGUCCAGCCUGAUGGCGGUGGCCUUCUGGCUUUCAGCGUGCAGGACGGAAGCCCACCAGGCCUGGAUCUGGACAGCAGCCCAGUUCUCCAAGACUGGGUGACUGCCACAGACAUUCAACUAGUGCUCACAAGGCCUGCCGUGCUGGGGGACACCAGGGACUCCGUGGCCAUGGUCCCUUACUCGUACUCAGCUACUGAGCUCCAGGUGGGCGGGCGCUGCAAGUGCAAUGGGCAUGCCUCAAGGUGCCUGCUGGACACCCAGGGCCACCUGAUCUGCGACUGUCAGCAUGGCACCGAGGGCCCCGACUGCGGCCGCUGCAAGCCCUUCUACUGCGACAGGCCAUGGCAGCGGGCCACGGCCCGGGAAGCCCACGCCUGCCUUGCUUGCUCCUGCAACGGCCAUGCCCGCCGCUGCCGCUUCAACAUGGAGCUGUACCGACUGUCCGGCCGUCGCAGCGGCGGCGUCUGUCUCAACUGCCGGCACAAUACCGCAGGCCGUCACUGCCACUACUGCCGGGAGGGCUUCUAUCGCGACCCUGGGCGUGCCCUGAGUGACCGCCGCGCUUGCAGGGCAUGUGACUGUCACCCUGUUGGUGCCGCUGGCAAAACCUGCAACCAGACCACAGGCCAGUGUCCCUGCAAGGACGGCGUCACCGGCCUCACCUGUAAUCGCUGCGCCCCUGGCUUCCAGCAGAGCCGCUCUCCAGUGGCCCCCUGUGUUAAGACUCCUGCCCCUGGACCCACUGAGGAGAGCAGCCCUGUGGAGCCCCAGGACUGCGACUUGCACUGCAAACCAGCCCGGGGCAGUUACCGCAUCAGCUUGAAGAAGUUCUGCAGGAAGGACUACGCGGUGCAGGUGGCGGUGGGAGCGCAGGGCGAGGCGCACGGCUCGUGGACGCGCUUCCCGGUGGCCGUGCUUGCAGUGUUCCGGAGCGGCGAGGAGCGCGCGAGGCGGGGAAGCAGCGCGCUGUGGGUGCCCGCGCGGGACGCGGCCUGCGGCUGCCCGCGCCUGCUGCCGGGGCGCCGCUACCUGCUGCUCGGCGGCGGGCCAGUGACCGCGGUCGGGGGCCGAGGGCCCGGGCUCAGCGCGACCCGCGGGAGCCUCGUGCUGCCUUGGCGCGAUGCGUGGACGCGGCGCCUGCGGAGGCUUCAGCGGCGUGAGAGGCGGGGUCGCUGCGGGACUGCCUGA
Messenger RNA from Enhydra lutris kenyoni (northern sea otter), 1734 nucleotides. RefSeq names its product netrin 3. The transcript is spliced from 6 exons. Bases 1 to 1734 code for a protein of 577 amino acids. Gene Ontology annotation, molecular function: protein binding. The record is from RefSeq and is a predicted model, not a curated record. Lineage: Eukaryota; Metazoa; Chordata; Mammalia; Carnivora; Mustelidae.